AAAAAAAAAAAAAUAAAAUAAAAAAUAUGCUGGACAACGAAAAGAAAUCGGAUUUUGAUGUUGUAGUGAAGCAAGAGGAAUUAGAAAAUAAAGAUAUUGAAAGAUCAAUUGGACAAAAUAGCGACUCAAGUUAUAUUCCUCCUACACCUGAAGAACUUCGGGCAGUUAUCUGGAAAUUAGAUCUUCGAAUUAUUCCAUUUCUUGGUCUAUUGUAUCUGUGUUCUUUCUUGGAUCGAGUCAAUAUUGGUAAUGCUAAAUUAGCAGGAAUAACAGACGACCUUCAAAUUAGUGCAAGUGAUUAUAAUGUCGCUCUGUCUAUCUUCUUUAUUGGUUAUAUUAUUUUUGAAGUUCCUUCUAACAUUAUUUUAAAGAAAAUUGGUCCAAGUAAAUGGAUUCCUAUCGUUAUGAUUUCAUGGGGAACAGUUAUGGCAGCGAUGGCAGCAUGUCAUAAUACAGCAGGCCUUUUAGCUUCUCGGUUCUUUUUAGGUAUUACUGAAGCAGGUCUUUUCCCGGGUGUCAUCUUUUAUCUAACUUUGUGGUACAAAAGAAGAGAACAAGCAUCUCGAGUCGCUUUCUUUUUCUCAUGCUCUACACUAGCAGGUGCUUUUGGUGGUGUCUUGGCAUAUGGUAUUAUGCAAAUGGAUGGUAUUCGCGGACUUCAUGGUUGGCAAUGGAUUUUUAUUAUUGAAGCUAUUCCUACUCUUCUUCUUUCUAUCGUGUCUUACUUUUUCCUACCUGAUUUUCCAGAGAAUUCCAAAUUCAUCAAUGAACGUGAACGUGAAGUGGUAGUCCAUCGCUUAAAGGAAGAUGCUGGACCAUCGACAGAAACUCAUUUCUCUUGGACUCAACUUCGUGCUGCUUUUACAGAUUAUCGUGUUUAUGUCCAUUCUCUUAUUUAUGUUUGUGGUUCAACACCACUUUAUAGUCUAAGUUUAUUCUUACCUAGUAUCAUUCAAGGCAUGGGUUUCAACGACCUUCGUGCUCAAGCUAUGUCAGCGCCGCCUUAUGCUAUAGCCUGUUUUAUUACUAUCUUGGUUGCUAUACAUGCAGAUAAACAUGGUGAACGUGGUUGGCAUAUUGCUAUUCCAGCAGCAGUAGGUGCUAUUGGGUAUGGUCUCCUUUAUGGUCUUCGUCAUCAUGGAGCAGUAGCUAUGUAUAUUGCAGCAUGUAUUACAGUUACAGGAGUUUUUUCACAUAUUCCAGCCAUGUUAAGUUGGUUUGGUAACAAUAUUGGUGGACAUACAAAGCGUGGAGUAGCAUCAGCUAUUAUUAUUAGCUUAGGUAAUGUUGGCGGAGCAAUCGGAGGACAAAUUUAUAGAAUAGAUGACGCGCCUUUGUAUGGUCGAGCUAAUUUAAUUGCAAUGGGACUUAUGUGCUGCGUAGUUCUAUUUUCUUUACUAUUUAAAUGGUCUUUGAAUAGAGAAAACAAGAGAAGAGAUGAACUUACAGAAGAAGAAUAUAAUUAUGAAGCCUCUAAAUUUGAACCUUGUGAUAGACAUCCUGGUUUUAGAUACAUGUCUUAAUAAGAACACUAUAUAUGUAUAUAUAUAUCUUAUUAUACAUCUUACAUUUAACAGUUAUAUACAAUCAUAUUAUAUAUAUUAAUCAUCAUAGUGGGGAACAUGUAUAUUAUAGAAUAAAAGCAUGUUGAAUGUUAUUGUAUAAUCACUAUGUUAAAUGAUGUCAUACCCUAUUUAUAAAUAUCAUAUCUUUUUUUUUAAAGGAGUAAAAA
Cokeromyces recurvatus is the source of this 1732-nucleotide messenger RNA. Its product is annotated as major facilitator superfamily domain-containing protein. Gene Ontology annotation, molecular function: transmembrane transporter activity. The coding region runs from base 27 to 1523 and encodes 498 amino acids. The record is from RefSeq and is a predicted model, not a curated record. Gene Ontology annotation, cellular component: membrane. Gene Ontology annotation, biological process: transmembrane transport. The transcript has 7 exons. NCBI's taxonomy places the organism in Eukaryota, Fungi, Mucoromycota, Mucoromycetes, Mucorales, Mucoraceae.